CAUCACGCCUGCCUGCAUCCUGGCAACGGAAAAGAAGGCGCAGCAAGGCGGAAGGAAGCUAGCUGACCUAGCUAGCUAAUAGCUAAGUGCCUCGUUCGCAAUGUAAACAUCUUACUGCUUCUGGAAGCAAGUGUUAAAAGGUAACAGACGUGCGUCGAGACGAAAAACAACUUUCAACAAGCCGCCGCGGCGGCGGCUAACUAACGGCAGCUCCAAGCGCGCGCGCCAGCCAGACGCACUCAACGCUUCUCGGAGUUUUGGGCUAUGUAUUCGACGUUUGGGGGCUUCGCUUGGCUUUACUCACACGGUUACCUAGGUUACAACAGCAUCGAAAUGGCCGCCCAUGCUGUUGAGGACUUGGCUCUCGCUCUCUCUCCUAAUGUCGUGAGGGUAACGGUCUCCACACGACGCGACUGAAAAGGAAAAGCGGUGGGUGCCACUCCUGACCUGAGGCUGGCUGGCCGGCUGACUGGCUGGCUGGCAGCUCGAUGACCACUUGACUCCAGACGCUCGCUCGCUCGCACUUGGCCUGACAUGUUUAGCCUCAUGGCGAAUUGCUGUAACUGGCUGAAACGUUGGCGAGAGCCCGCAAGAAAAGUGACUCUGGUGAUGGUCGGACUGGACAACGCAGGAAAGACCGCCACAGUCCGAGGAAUCCAAGGAGACAAUCCCCAGGAUGUCGCUCCCACCGUAGGCUUUUCCAAGGUGGACUUGAAGCAGGGGAAGUUUGAGGUCACCAUCUUCGACCUGGGCGGCGGGAAGAGGAUCCGCGGCAUAUGGAAGAAUUACUACUCCGAGUCGCACGGCGUGGUCUUUGUGGUGGACUCCAGCGAUGUGCAGCGGAUUCAGGAGACGCGUGAGACCAUGGCGGAAGUUCUGCAGCACCCGCGCAUCGCUGGGAAACCUGUGCUCGUACUUGCCAACAAACAGGAUCAGGAAGGCGCGCUGGCGGAAGCAGACAUCAUCGAGAACCUGUCCUUAGAGAAGCUUGUCAACGAGAACAAGUGUCUCUGUCAGAUCGAGCCGUGCUCUGCCGUGCUGGGCUACGGCAAGAAGGUUGACAAAUCCAUCAAAAGGGGUUUGGGCUGGCUGCUCAACAACAUCGCCAAAGAUUACGAGACCAUUACCGAGCGUGUGCAGAAAGACACAGCGGAGCAACGAGCUCAGGAAGAGCAGGAUAAGAAAGAAAGGGCAGAACGAGUGCGGCGGAUAAGAGAAGAGAGAGAGCGGCAAGAGAGGGAGGAGGCAGAACAGGAGGGCAAGCAGAUCUGCCAAGACCAACCCGAUGACGAAAACAUGGCCGACCCAUUCCAGCCUAUUGAAAAUGUCAUUUGCGAGAGCGGCGAUAAAGCAGAUAAUAAGAGGCGGCGGCUACAGGAGAGUCCGAAGGCGGCCGCCGACUACGAGGGAGAGGAUCGCCAAGAGACGGACAAUGCCAGACAAACCCCGGAUGAUUCCAGCUCAAGCACAGUCACUGAGCAAAGCAGGAAAAAGGGGAGAAAAUUUCACCUGAAGAGGAAGCACCGCGUGGACCCGCUCAAUUCCACCGAGGAGGGGCAAGGAGAGCGAGCCACACCUCCACCACUUCCAGAAUUUUACAAGAAGCCCCUUCCCCCUGUCGCAAAUAAGCCACAGCCUAACAGUGACACCUGCGAUGUGGUCUUUUAACCCAGCCCCAAUCACCACUCUCCUCUUGUGCUUUUUGUCCCAAGUAAGCGGAGUGUAAACCGCGCUCUGCAGCAUGUCUGGGAAAAGAAAAGAAAAGAAAAAAGAGCUGCCCGGGCGGGAGCAGGGGAAGUGCGGCGCGGCGCGGUGCGGUGCGGCGCAGCGCCAAACAUGGACAAGGAUGCUCUUUUCAGAGUCGGACGGCGCAAAACUGUCUUUUUACACGACAAAAUGUACAUGUUUACAUGAUACAAAUGUCCCAUAUGUUUUUAUUAAACAUAAUGAACACGGCUGCAGUCAUGUUGAACGAA
This is a messenger RNA of Syngnathus typhle (broad-nosed pipefish), 1976 nucleotides long. It is a transcript of the gene arl13b, whose product is annotated as ADP-ribosylation factor-like 13b. The record is from RefSeq and is a predicted model, not a curated record. Gene Ontology annotation, molecular function: GTP binding; GTPase activity. Lineage: Eukaryota; Metazoa; Chordata; Actinopteri; Syngnathiformes; Syngnathidae. Gene Ontology annotation, biological process: receptor localization to non-motile cilium; non-motile cilium assembly. The transcript has 9 exons. Bases 535 to 1668 code for a protein of 377 amino acids. Gene Ontology annotation, cellular component: motile cilium; non-motile cilium; ciliary membrane.